Molecule: messenger RNA, 5787 nt
Organism: Penaeus chinensis
Lineage: Eukaryota; Metazoa; Arthropoda; Malacostraca; Decapoda; Penaeidae
Gene: Spt6
Product: transcription elongation factor SPT6-like
Exons: 14
Coding region: 70-5415 (1781 amino acids)
Biological process (GO): transcription elongation by RNA polymerase II; nucleosome organization; positive regulation of transcription elongation by RNA polymerase II
Cellular component (GO): transcription elongation factor complex
Molecular function (GO): DNA binding; nucleosome binding; histone binding
Source: RefSeq, a predicted model, not a curated record
UCUUCUGCGCCAUCGUCUCGCCGCCAUAUUGCCUCGCUCCCAAAACAACAGCGGCGACAGUAAGCAACUAUGUCACACUUCAUAGAUUCAGAGGCAGAGGAGAGUGAGGAGGAAGAGGAGGAGUAUGGGGAGGAGGAAAAGAAGAAACUCAAGAAACUCAAGAAAUCUGUAGAAGACUCAUCAGAGGAGGAGGAUGAAGAUGAGGAAAUGAUCCAAGAGGAAAACAAAGGAUUUAUCAAUGAUGAUGAUGAUGAAGAGGAAGAUGAAGGGGGAUCAGACAGUGAAGUGGAAGGAAAAAGAAAACGAGACGAUGACGACGAUGAUGACUUGGACGGAGACAACUUAGAUGAGGAUGAUCUUGAUCUCAUUGAAGAAAAUAUAGGUGUGAAACUAGACAGAAAGAAAAAAUUCAAACGUCUAAAGAGAAUAGAAGAUGAAGAUUCAGAUGCUGAGGAAGAGGACGUUCAGGGACAGAUCAGGAGAGAAAUCUUCGAGGGAUCGGGUGAUGAGGACGAUGAAGAGGCUGCCCCCGCCCCACAGGUCCCCCAGCAGCCUGAGACCUAUGCCUCGGAAGAGGAAGAAGAAGAAUCUGAUGGUGAAGGAAGCUUCAUUGUGGAUGAUGAUGGCAAGCCCAUCGCCAAGACAAAGAAGAAGGCCAUCUUUGAGGACGAGGGUCUCGAGGCUGCAAGAGACAUCUUCGGUUGUGACUUCGACUAUGGAGAGUUUGAGCAGUAUGAAGAUUAUGAUGAAGGUGAAGAUGAAGAGGAGGAAGAUGAUGAUGAUUAUGAGGAAGACGAAGAUGUUGAGGGGAGAGAGAGACGGCAUCGUAGAAAGGAACGCAGGAAGCCUAUCAAGAAAUCCAUCUACGAGGUCUUCGAGCCUAGUGAACUUGAGCGAGGUCACCUCACAGACCAGGAUCAUGAAAUCCGCAAGUCGGACGUCCCUGAAAGGUUCCAGCUACGGCAGAUCCCUGUAACACGCACAAGAGGAGAGGGUGACGACCGCGCUACAGACAAGGAGCUCGAUCAAGAGGCCAAGUGGAUUUAUCAUCAUGCAUUCUUCAAGCCAUAUAUAUCAAACCAGGAAGGACGUGACGAAGCCAAGCUCCGCUCCCGCCGUGACAUGAACAUGAUUCAGAAGAUCUACAAUGCCCUGGAUCUGAUGAGGAAUUCCACGUGUGAGGUUCCCUUCAUUGCCUUCUACAGGAAGGAGGAAGUCCAGCCGGAGCUGAACAUUCACGACCUGUGGAAGGUCUACCGUUGGGAUGAAAAGUGGUGUCAGCUGAAGCGCCGAAAGGAGAACCUGCGGUCAAGGUUCCAGAUGAUGUCGGAAUUCCAGGGUGACCUGAUCAUGAAGGACCUCGAUGCACCCCUUCCAGAGAAUGUGAGGAUGCUCAAGGAAGAGGAUAUUGAGAGAAUGGAUGAAUUGGAGACCUCUGAGCAGUUUAAUGAUUGCUACAAGCAGUUCUUGCUUUACUAUGGAAAGGAACUGCCUGACAUGCAUGAGCACAUGAAGGCCAAGAACAAAGAAAGGCAGAAUACAGUGCGUGCUACAAAGAAGGAAAAUGAAAUGGAAAAAGACAAGGAAAAUGAUGAAGAGGUAGACAAAGAGAAUGAGGAAGUGGAGGAUGAGCCACAACAAGCUACAGAGGACACUGAUGCACUGAAGAAGGCAGUGAGGCGGCAUGAGUACGAACUCCUAAGGAAAGCUGGCAUUGAGGCAUUGACCAAGAAGUUUGGUCUGACACCAGAACAGUUUGGUGAAAAUUUGCGCGACAACUACCAGAGAUUCGAUUGUGAACAGUGCCAGGAGGACCCUCUCAAGGAGGCUGAGGAGCACAUCUCAAAGAUGUGUUCUACUCCUGAAAGAGUGUUGGAAGCUGCUGUGAGGAUGGUUGGGUGGCAGUUAGCAUGUGAACCCCUUGUCCGCCGUACAGUGCGUGAAGCGUAUUUUGAGCGAGCAAGGAUCAGUGCCAGACCUACCCCUCAGGGCCUAAAGAUCGUAGACGAACACCACCCACUCUAUCCCAUCAAAUACUUGAAGGACAAACCUGUCACAGACCUGCAGGGAGACCAGUUCCUGAGACUCAAGUGUGGGGUAGAGGAUAAACUCAUGACCAUUAGUCUGUCUGACACCAUUGAGGGCAAUACCUCGCUGAGCUAUUUGGACGAAAUGAAGCAGUUGUACUAUCGGGACGAGUUCUCCCAAGUGGUCCAAGACUGGAAUGACUUGAGAGGGCGAGCAGUGACCUUUGCCUUCAAGAGGAUUAUAGAAGACCUGAAGAGAGAGCUGUCCCAGAGACUGCUGCAGGAGUCCAAGGACCAUGUGAUUGAGCAGUGCUGCAGCAAACUAUACAACUGGAUUAAGAUCGCACCUUACAACCCUGGCGACUUCUCCGACGAGGACGAGGAUGAUUGGGAUACCUCCAAGGGCUUCAGGGUCUUCUCCAUCGCCUAUGUGCCCGAUCUGUCACAGGCUGCCUUUGGGUGCUGCAUUGACAUCGAUGGAGAUUGUUGUGAGUACAUACGCCUUCCUCACUUGCUCAAGCGACGCAAUGCCUACAAUGAGAGGGAUGCUCUUGCUAAGGAAAAUGACAUCAGGCGGAUGCAGGAGUUCAUCAUUCGGCGCAAACCCCAUGUAGUGGCUGUCAGCGGAGAGUCCAGGGAAGGCUUCAUGGUCAAGGAAGACCUGAUACAGAUUUUAAAAGAUCUGGAAGAGCAGGAGCAGUUCCCCAAGAUCAAUGUGGAGAUUAUUGACAAUGACUUGGCCCACAUUUAUGCCAUGUCCAAGAAGGGUGAGUCUGAUUUCCUGGACUAUCCUCCCCUGCUGCGACAGGCCAUCUCCAUUGGCCGCCGAAUCCAAGAUCCUCUAAUCGAGUUUUCACAGUUAUGCAAUGCUGAUGAUGAGUUGCUCAAUAUAAAGUUCCAUUCACUGCAAGAUCAAAUAAAUAAUGCUGAACUCCUUGAUUCUUUGUACACUGAAUUUGUUAAUCGUACAAAUGAAGUUGGUGUUGACUUGAAUCGUGCUGUGGCUUACCCAUAUACUCAGAACUUAGUGCAGUUUGUGUGUGGCUUGGGACCUCGUAAAGCUAACCUUCUCAUAAAGAACAUGAAGCAGAAUAAUCAGCGUUUAGAGAAUCGAAACCAGCUGGUGGUCAAUUUCCACAUGGGUCCCAAAGUAUUUAUUAAUUGUGCCGGAUUCAUUAAAAUUGACACCAAUGCUCUAGGAGAUAGUGAUAAUUAUAUUGAAGUUCUCGAUUCAACACGUAUUCAUCCAGAGGCAUAUGACUGGGCGAGAAAAAUGGCAGUCGAUGCCUUGGAGUAUGAGGACGAGGAAGGCAAACCUGCAGAAGCUUUGGAAGAAAUUUUAGAAACUCCUGAACGACUGAGUGAAUUAGAUUUAGAAGCUUUCGCGACUGAACUCCAGAACCAAGGCUUUGGUAAGAAGAACACAACCUUGUAUGACAUAAGACACGAGUUGAAUCACAGAUACAAGGACUUCAGGAUGCCUUUCAGAUCUCCCACUCCAGAGGAAAUCUUCAACAUCUUGACCAAAGAGUCCCCAGAAACAUUUUAUGUCGGAAAAUUAGUGCAAGUGACAGUAACCAAUUUCAUCCACCGAAAGCCCAGAGGAGAUCAGCUGGACAAUGCCAACCCUGUCAGAAACGAAGAUACGGGUCUCUGGCAGUGUCCAUUCUGCCUGAAGAAUGACUUCCCCGAGCUUAGUGAGGUGUGGAAUCAUUUUGAUGCAGGGGAUUGCCCUGGCCAGGCCAUUGGCAUCCGUGUACGCUUGGACAAUGGGAUAUCUGGGUUUAUUAGCAUUAAGAAUUUGUCAGACAAGACAGUGACUAAUCCAGCAGAGAGAGUGAAGAGAAAUGGCAUUGUGUUGUGUCGCAUCAUGAAGAUCGACCCAGAGAAGUUUUCGGUCGAACUUACCUCUCGAACCUCCGACCUUCAGGAUCGCGAUGGCAAGUGGAAGGCUCCUAAGGAUGCAUACUACGACUAUGAGACAGAGGAGAAGGACAUGAACAGCAGUAGGAAGAAAAUGGACAAGAAGAAGACACAGUACCAGAAGCGUGUCAUUGCUCAUCCAUCCUUCAGGAAUAUUGACUACAAUGAAGCCGAGAAGGUGAUGCAGCACCUCGAGCAAGGAGAGGUCAUAAUCCGGCCCUCGAGCAAGGGCGUCGAUCACCUCACGGCGACGUGGAAGGUCACCGAAGGCAUCUGCCAGCACAUUGACAUUCGGGAACAGGACAAGCAAAAUGACUUCUCUCUCGGCCAGAAGUUGUGGAUCAUGAACGAAGAAUUUGAGGAUCUAGACGAAAUCAUUGCCAGAUACAUUUCGCCAAUGGCGAUAAACGUCCGCCAGAUAUUGGAAUACAAGUAUUACAAAGAAUCCGUCAUGGGCGACAAAAACAAGGCCUCCGAGAUCUUGAAGGAGGACAAAAAGAAGAACCCCAAGACCAUUCCCUAUCUGUUUUCGCCGAGGAAGGACCUGCCGGGCAAGUUCAUGCUGUCCUACCUGCCGCGCGUGAAGGUAAUCCACGAGUUCGUGACGGUGACGCCCGAGGGCUUCAAGUUCCGCGGCCGGAUGCAGCACCCCAACCUGGCGUCGCUCCUCAAGUGGUUCAAGGUGAACUUCCGGCGGCCCGCGCCCAGCAUGGGGGCCACGCCGGGCAUGAUGUCCACGCGCACACCCUACAUGGGUGGCACGACGCCCAACCUGAUGGGCGUCGACGCCUCCACCAUCCAGAAGGUGGCACAAAACCUCAACCCCCACAUGCUGCACAACCUGUCUCAGGCAGCUACGAACACGCCCUACGGAGCGCACACCCCAGGGGCGUUUUCUCAAGGCUACUCCAAUUACGCCAAUACCCCGUACACGCCCUCCGGCCAGACGCCCUUCAUGACGCCCUACGCCACGCCUGGCCCCUCUACCACCCCGCGCUACAGCGGCUCUCAGACGCCCUCGUACUCGAGCGUCGGAAACCGCACGCCCUCGCACCGCCCCUCCACCGGCCACAGCAGCCAGCCGUCGCGGUCCACGCCCUCCGCCAGCAGCCGCUCGGAGCAGAUGGACUGGAAGAUGGCGGCGGCCGCGUGGGUGCAGGCCAAGGGCGGCGGCGGCGGCGGCAGCGCCCGCGACGCAGGGAGGUCCACCCCGAGACACCACGACGGAGGGCGAAGCACGCCGCGCUACUCGGAGCCCCGCGACUCGCGCUACGCUUCGAGCUCCAGCUACCCCGACGACGGGUCGCGACGCACCCCGCGCUACGACGACCGCACGCCGCGCCCCUACCACGACUACGACAACCCGCGCGCCACGCCCCGCUCGGCGCGCUCCACGCCCAAGACCAUCCACUCGCCCACCAACAUGAGCAUCGGGGGGGACCAGACGCCGCUCUACGACGAGUAGACGCAGUUAGGGCUACAAUAGAUGUCUCUUUUAUUUUUUAUCUAAUUGUGCAUGUCUGGAAGGCCAGAGAUUAAUAGGUAUUAUUUACUAAGAAGGACUUAAGAUUUGUCACUCAGUUUGUAUGGAUUUUUUACAUGGGCUUUCUCAGUUAUCGUUCGUUAUACAUAAGAGGACGGGGUAAGUCCAUGGAGGAUUUUUUAUAUGUGUAAAACGUAGUUUAAUUUACGUAAAAGUGAAAUAUCUCGCAGAAUUUCGCAUAGGUGUUGCCCACAUAGUCCUUGUUAGCGUCAUGCUUCCAAAUGUCAGUGGCUGUAAUCCUUAUGCUCCUUCAGACCAACUACUGUGAUCUGAGAAAUAAAAAUUGAAAAUAGG